CCUACACGCUUCCCCAUUUCUAGCUCGAGCUGCCCUCAAAAAGGUGGUCUUCCGACGUCGUCUUGGGUCGCCGUCGCUUCUGCUUCUCGUCGGCGUCAAUGGCGAAGCGUCAGAUUCCUUUGCUCAACCGUGUUCUCGUGGAGAAGCCCGUCCCUUCCUCCAAGGCCAGCACCGGGCUGCUCCUCCCGGAGAAGAUAACUAAGUGUGAUUAUGGAGUAGUAGUAGGUGAUGGGGUAUGUGAUAAACAUGGAAAUCCUAAUCCUGUGAAGAAUGGCUACUCUCUUCUUCUGUCAAAGGGUCAUGGGUGGACUGAGCUGAAGCUGAGAGAUAAAAGGAGCAACUGCAUUGGUUUUCCUUGUAGUCCUAGCUUGACUACAUAUGUAGGCAGUGGUAGUUUAAAGCUUGAAGAGUUCCUUUACUCAAAAGGCUCUAAUAUAAGUAGCAGCUCCAUUCAACUGAAGUCAUAUACACAUGGGUCUAUUUCUCUGAAACCUGUCCUUUGGAGUCGAUAUGUAUCUUCUCAGGCUGGAGCAAAUUCAGGCGAUAAGGAAGACGAUCUAGAAGAUGGGUUUUCUGACCUGGAGGUACCACUGGAAUCUGCUGAUUCUGUGGAUGGUGCAGGCAAAGGAGAUGAUGAAGAGCUCAUUUCCGAAGGGGAGUUUUCCGAAGAAUAUGAUGAAACUGCAGUAAGUUCACUUGACUUGGUAGGUGUUGAAGCAAGUGAAGGUGGGGCGAAAAAGGAGCGGUUAAGGCUCUUACAUUCUCCAAUUUUCAAGAUAAUAAAGGAAACCCCGAGGAAUUCUUUAAUAAGAGCACUUGAUAAGUAUGCUGAGGAAGGGAAUUCUCUUGGGAGAGAUGAGAUAAAUCUUGCUAUGUUUAAGCUGAGGAAGCGACGUCUCUACUCAAUUGCACUCCAGUUUGUUGAAUGGCUAGAAGCUAGUAAGAAAAUUGAACUUGAAGCGAGGGACUACGUUUCUCAUUUGGAUUUGAUUGCAAAGGUUAAUGGUCUAUUCAAGGCUGAAAAGUACAUCGAGAAAAUUCCAGAAUCAUUCAGGAGUGAGGUGGUUUACAGAACUUUGUUGGCUAAUUGUGUUGCUGCUAGUAAUGUCAAGAAAGCAGAAGAAGUGUUCCGCAAAAUCAGAGAUCUCGGUCUUCCAAUCACAGCUUUUACUUGUGAACAGUUGUUGGUGCUCUACAAACGGGUAGACCGGAAGAAGAUCGCUGACGUACUCUUGAUGAUGGAAAAGGAAAAAAUAAAACCUACGCUCUUCACUUAUACGGUGCUACUCGGUGUCAAAUGCCAAACCCAUGACAUAUUGGGUAUGGAGCAUAUUCUGGAGACGAUGAAAUCUGAAGGUGUGGAACCUGAUCUUCUAAUCAAGUCCUUGGUUGCAAAAGCUUACAUAUUCGCUGGUUUGAAGGAAAAAGCAGAGGCAGCAUUGAAAGAGAUGGAAGGAAAUGGUGUCCUGGAGAAUCGCUACGUUUGCCACAUUCUUCUCCCUCUGUACGCUGCCUUGGGCAAAGCAGACGACGUUGCAAGAAUAUGGAAAGUGUGGGAUGAGAAACCUUAUCUGGAUGAGUGUCUAGCUGCAAUGGAGGCAUGGGGUAAGCUUGGGCAAAUUGAGAAGGCGGAGGAAGUCUUUGAGCAGGUGGUCAAGACUUGGAAUGUUUCUUCGAAGGCCUAUGGCGCCAUGUUACAGGUUUAUGUGAACAACAAGCUAGUGGCCAAAGGAAAGGAAUUGAUAAAUCGGAUGUCUGAGAGCGGAUGCCAAAUCAGUCCUGUGACUUGGGAUGCGCUAGUGAAACUCUACGCUGAAUCAGGGGAGGUGGAGAAAGCAGACUCAAUAUUGCACAAGGCUUUUCAACAAAAGAGGCUUAGACCUCUCUACAGCUCUUUUAUAACUGUGAUGGAUCAAUAUGCUAAAAGGGGUGAUAUCCAUAAUACCGAAAAGAUUUUUCACCGGCUGGAGCAGAUGGGAUAUGUCAGUGGACCCAAGCAAUACCAGUCUCUGCUCCAGGCCUAUGUGAAUGCCAAGACACCUGCCUAUGGCUUCGUGGCACGGAUGAAAGCCGACAACCUAUUUCCUAACAAGAUUAUGAUCGCACAACUGAAGGGUAUCGAUGCAUUCAGGAAGAGUCCGAUCUCGGAGUUGCUUGAUUGAAGGUAGAUCACAAUUGAAUUUGUAUCUGGUAUUCUUGUGCAAUGGCAUUGAAUAUCGAAUUGAUCUCGGCAGUACAUGUAGUCCAUGCAUAUCGAAUUGCAUAAUAACAAGACCUGUUUUGCCGUCUUAAGAGAAUUCUGAUUGGACAGUGUAGUAGUUAUUUAAAUGCAUGAAAAAUAGAAGAAUAUUUUGUUUGUUCUCA
This is a messenger RNA of Zingiber officinale, 2364 nucleotides long. RefSeq names its product pentatricopeptide repeat-containing protein At1g80270, mitochondrial-like. NCBI's taxonomy places the organism in Eukaryota, Viridiplantae, Streptophyta, Magnoliopsida, Zingiberales, Zingiberaceae. Gene Ontology annotation, biological process: protein folding. Gene Ontology annotation, cellular component: mitochondrion. Gene Ontology annotation, molecular function: protein binding; protein folding chaperone; ATP binding. Bases 99 to 2162 code for a protein of 687 amino acids. The transcript is spliced from 4 exons. The record is from RefSeq and is a predicted model, not a curated record.